Messenger RNA from Cynocephalus volans (Philippine flying lemur), 6960 nucleotides. It is a transcript of the gene WDR81, whose product is annotated as WD repeat domain 81. The record is from RefSeq and is a predicted model, not a curated record. Gene Ontology annotation, biological process: aggrephagy. The transcript has 10 exons. Gene Ontology annotation, molecular function: protein binding; phosphatidylinositol 3-kinase regulator activity. Bases 245 to 6064 code for a protein of 1939 amino acids. Gene Ontology annotation, cellular component: mitochondrion. Lineage: Eukaryota; Metazoa; Chordata; Mammalia; Dermoptera; Cynocephalidae.
CGGUGCAGCCCGGCGCUGGCGCCCCGCAGCCCCUGCCCCGCCGUGCCCGGAGCUCAGGACCCUGCGGAGGGGUAAGAGCGUCUCCCGCCCUCCUCUGCUCUGUCGCCGGCUCAUCCCAGCCACCUACACCCCAGCCCCUGUCCCUCGCCCGUCCCAGCCCGCCCGGCCUUGCACCCCGGAAGCCAUCGCGAGGAGGGCUGUGGCCGGGCUCAGCCCCGCGCUGCCCCCAGGCGGCCAGGAGGAGAUGGCCCAGGGGAGCAGAGAGCGGGAAGUCGCUCUUACCACCCGGGCCGAGGUCUGUUUCCCGCCCCCAAACCCCGAAAUGGAAGAGCUGCUCCGUAGCGUGGAGAGGGACCUGAACAUCGAUGCUCGGCAGCUGGCUCCGGCCCCGGGGGGCACGCACGUGGUGGCCCUAGUGCCCGUUCGCUGGCUGGCCAGCCUCCGUGAGCGCCGGCUGCCCCUGGGACCCUGCCCCCGGGCAGAAGGCCUGGCAGAAGCGGAAGUAAGGACUCUCCUGCAACGCUCGGUGCAGAGGCUGCCUCUGGGCUGGACGCGCGUGGAGGUGCAUGGGCUGCGGAAACGGAGACUGUUCUACCCGCUGGGCGGGGGCCUGCCCUUUGAGGAGAGGUCCUGCAGCUCAGAGACCCUCAGUCUCUUCAUGCAGGAGGUGGCUGCCCAGAAUUACCGCAACCUGUGGCGCCAUGCAUACCGCACUUAUGGGCAGCCCUACAGUCAUAGCCCUGCCCCUUCAGCUGUCCCUGCCCUGGACUCAGUACGACAGGCUCUGCAGAGGGUCUAUGGUUGCUCCUUCCUGCCAGUGGGUGAAGCUAGUCAAUGCCCAUCAUAUGCCAGAGAUGGCCCCUGUUCCCCACGGGGCAGCCCUGUCUGCCCCAGUCUUUUGCCAGCUGAGGCCCUGCUGGAGUCGCUGGAGAUGCUAUAUGUGGUACACCCUUACGUGCAGUUCUCCCUACAUGAUGUGGUCACCUUCAGCCCUGCCAAGCUGAUCAACAGCCAAGCUAAGGUGCUCUUCAUUCUCUUCCGUGUGCUAAGGGCCAUGGAUGCCUGUCAUCGCCAGGGGCUGGCUUGUGGGGCCCUGUCUUUGCACCACAUCGCUGUGGAUGAGAAGCUUUGCAGUGAGCUCCGGCUGGACCUGAGUGCUUUUGAGAGGCCCAAGGAGAAUGAGAAGGAGGAGAUCCCUGUAGCAAGGGAUGGGGAAGGCAUUAAGUCUAAAGAGGAGGGGGGAAGGGGACCUGGGUGUCCCACAUGCCAGGAGGAGCUUAGGGGCCUUGUGGUAGACUGGGUCCAUGGCCGCAUCAGCAACUUCUACUACCUCAUGCAGCUGAAUCGAUUGGCAGGUCGGCGGCAGGGGGAUCCCAACUACCACCCAGUGCUGCCCUGGGUGGUGGACUUCACCAUGCCCCAUGGGCGCUUCCGUGACCUGCGCAAGUCCAAGUUCCGACUCAACAAGGGGGAUAAGCAACUGGACUUCACAUAUGAGAUGACUCGGCAGGCAUUUGUAGCAGGUGGUGCAGGUGGUGGGGAGCCACCCCAUGUUCCUCACCACAUUUCAGACGUACUCUCCGACAUCACAUACUAUGUGUACAAGGCUCGGCGCACUCCCCGGUCAGUGCUCUGUGGACAUGUCCGAGCACAAUGGGAGCCCCAUGAAUAUCCCGCCAGCAUGGAGCGUAUGCAGAACUGGACACCCGAUGAGUGUAUCCCUGAGUUCUACACCGAUCCGUCUAUCUUCUGCUCCAUCCACCCUGACAUGCCUGACCUGGAUGUGCCAUCCUGGUGCAGCUCCAACCAGGAGUUUGUGGCUGCCCACCAAGCGCUGCUAGAGAGCCGUGAGGUGUCCCAGGACCUGCACCACUGGAUUGACCUCACCUUUGGCUACAAACUCCAGGGCAAGGAGGCUGUGAAGGAAAAAAAUGUGUGUCUGCACCUGGUGGAUGCCCACACCCACCUGACCAGCUAUGGCGUGGUGCAGCUCUUUGAUCAGCCGCACCCUCAGCGCCUGGCUGGGGCUCCUGCCCUUGCCCCUGAGCCACCGCUCAUCCCUAGGCUGUUAGUUCAGACCAUCCAGGAGACCACAGGCCGGGAGGACUUCCCAGGACAACUUACAAAUGGGGUCAAUAGGCUGGUUUUGGAGGCCACUCCCUGUGAGACUGGCUGGACAAGAGAUAGGCCUGUGGCAGUGGAGGAUGACUUGGAGCAGGCCACAGAAGCUCUGGAUUCCAUCUCCCUUGCUGGAAAAGCAGGUGAUCAGCUGGGCUCCUCCUCUGGUCAAGUGUCCCCUGGCCUCCUGUCUUUCUCAGCGGCCACAGCGUCUCGACCAGGCCGCAGGAGCAAAGCUGUUGGGCCAGACUUUGGGGAGGCUGAGGAGGGAAAGAUCUUUCUUCCUGAGGGCUUCAAUCCCCUGCAAUCUCUGGAGGAACUGGAGAAAAUGGGCAACUUCCUGGCCAAAGGCCUAGGGAGUCAGUUGGAGGUACCUGAGCAGUCCCAGGUCCAGCCACCUGUGCAGCUACAGGACCUCUUCCAUCGGGACAUGCAGGCACUGGGAGUCCUGUUGGCUGAGAUGGUGUUUGCCACAAGGGUCCGGAUACUGCCACCUGAUGCACCUUUGUGGGUACGCUUUGAGGCUGUUUGGGGGCUCUGUGCACGCCACCCCAAGGAGGUCCCUGUGUCUCUGCAGCCCGUGCUGGACACACUCCUGCAGCUGAGUGGACCUGAAGGCUCCAUGGUAGCGGAGAGGGGCAAGCAGGACCCACUGUUUGAGUACAGACCUGUCUCUCAGGGAUUGCCCCCACCCUGCCCAGCCCAGCUCCUCAGCCCCUUCAGCUCCGUGGUUCCCUUCCCUCCAUACUUCCCGGCGCUGCACAAGUUCAUUCUCCUGUACCAAGCGAGGCGUGUAGAGGAUGAGGCCCAGGGACGGGAGCUGGUAUUUGCUCUGUGGCAGCAACUGGGUGCAGUGCUGAGUGACAUUACCCCUGAAGGCCUAGAGAUCCUGCUGCCUUUCGUGCUGUCACUCAUGUCAGAGGAGCACACGGCUGUGUACACGGCCUGGUACCUAUUUGAACCUGUUGCCAAGGCACUAGGCCCCAAAAAUGCCAAUAAGUACCUCCUGAAGCCUCUUAUUGGCGCUUACGAGAGCCCCUGCCGGCUACAUGGCCGCUUCUACUUGUACACUGACUGCUUUGUGGCCCAGCUGAUGGUGCGGCUGGGCCUCCAGGCCUUUCUUGUCCACCUGCUGCCACAUGUCCUGCAGGUGCUGGCUGGUGUGGAAGCCUCCCAGGAGGAAAGCAAGGGCCUGGUGGGGGUUGCCGAGGAUGAGGAAAGUGGGCUCCCAGGGGCUGGGCCCAGCUCCUGUGCCUUUGGGGAGGAGAUUCAGAUGGACGGGGAGCCUGCUGCCUCCUCGGGCCUGGAGCUACUGGACUACACAUCUGGUGUCAGCUUCCACGACCAGGCCGACCUUCCUGAGACAGAAGACUUCCAAGCCGGGCUCUACGUGGCUGAGUCUCCACAGCCCCAGGAGGCUGAGGCUGUGAGCCUGGGCCGGCUGAGCGACAAGAGCAGUACCAGCGAGACCUCCCUGGGCGAGGAGCGGGUUGCAGACGAGGGGGGUAUCCCUGUGGACAAGAGUAGCGUCAGGUCAGGGGACAGCAGCCAGGACUUGAAGCAAAGUGAGGGCUCAGAAGAGGAAGAGGAGGAGGAGGAGGAAGACUGUGUGGUGUUGGAGGAGGAGGAGGUGGAGCAGGACGAGGUCACUGGGGAAUCUGAGCUCACUCUGUCCGACACGGUGCUAUCUAUGGAGACAGUUGUGGCUGGUGGCGGUGGGGGAGACGAGGAAGAAGAGGAACCACUGACCGAGCAGUCAGAAGGCAAAGAACAGAAGAUCCUCCUUGAUACAGCCUGCAAGAUGGUUCGCUGGCUGUCGGCCAAGCUUGGCCCCACAGUGGCCUCUCGCCACGUGGCCCGGAACCUGCUCCGCCUGCUGACGUCAUGUUAUGUUGGGCCCACUGGGCAGCAGUUCACGGUGAGCAGUGGCGAAAGCCCCCCACUGAGUGCCGGCAACAUCUACCAGAAGAGGCCAGUACUAGGCGACAUAGUAUCGGGGCCUGUGCUCAGCUGCCUCCUCCACAUCGCCCACCUGUAUGGGGAGCCCGUCCUUACCUAUCAGUACCUGCCCUACAUCAGCUACCUGGUGGCCCCAGGUAGCUCCUCAGGCCCCAGCCGACUGAACAGCCGUAAGGAGGCAGGGCUGCUGGCCGCAGUGACACUGACUCAGAAGAUCAUCGUGUACCUCUCAGACACCACCCUCAUGGACAUCCUGCCCCGGAUCAGCCACGAGGUCUUGCUGCCCGUGCUCAGCUUCCUCACAUCCCUCGUCACAGGGUUCCCAAGUGGGGCCCAGGCCCGGACUGUGCUGUGUAUGAAAACCAUCAGCCUCAUCGCCCUUAUCUGCCUGCGUAUCGGACAGGAGAUGGUCCAGCAGCACCUGAGUGAGCCCGUGGCCACCUUCUUUCAAGUCUUCUCUCAGCUGCAUGAGCUUCAGCAGCAGGAUCUGAAGCUGGAUCCCGCAGGCCACAGUGAGGGCCAGCUGCCGGAGGUGGCUCUCUCUGAUGGGCAGCAGCGGCCCGUGGACCCCAUUGUGCUGGACGAGCUGCAGAAGGUGUUCACCUUGGAGAUGGCAUACACGAUCUACGUGCCCUUCUCCUGCCUGUUGGGUGACAUCAUCCGGAAAAUCAUCCCCAACCAUGAGCUAGUUGGGGAGCUGGCGGGGCUGUAUUUGGAGAGCAUCAGCCCAAGCAGGCGCAACCCUGCCAGUGUGGAGCCCACCGUGCCCAGCACCAGCCCUGAGUGGGACCCUCAGGGUGGGGUCUUCCCCCAGGAUGAUGGCCACUCAGGAACCUUUGGGAGUGUCCUGAUUGGGAAUCGCAUCCAGAUCCCCAAUGACUCUCAGCCUGAGAGCCCGGGCCCCCUGGGCCCCAUCUCUGGGGUGGGUGGUGGGGGCCUAAGCAGCAGAAGCGAGGACAACGCCCUGAAGCAGGAGCUUCCGCGGAGUGCCCAUGGACUGAGUGGGAACUGGCUGGCGUACUGGCAGUAUGAGAUUGGUGUGAGCCAGCAGGAUGCCCACUUCCACUUCCACCAGAUCCGCCUGCAGAGCUUCCCCGGCCACUCAGGGGCUGUCAAGUGUUUGGCGCCCCUGAGCAACGAGGACUUCUUCCUGAGUGGCAGCAAGGAUCGUACUGUGCGCCUCUGGCCACUGUACAACUAUGGCGAUGGUACCAGUGAGACAGCCCCACGCCUUGUCUACACCCAGCAUCGCAAGAGUGUCUUCUAUGUGGGCCAGCUUGAGGCCCUGCAAUAUGUGGUGAGCUGUGAUGGGUCUGUGCACGUCUGGGACCCCUUCACAGGGAAGACUCUCCGCACAGUGGAGCCGUUGGACAGCCGGGUGCCCCUGACCGCUGUGGUUGUCAUGCCUGCCCCCCACACCAGCAUCACCAUGGCAAGCUCUGACUCUACCCUGCGCUUUGUGGACUGCAGGAAGCCUGGCCUGCAGCACGAGUUCCGCCUGGGUGGCGGGCUGAACCCUGGGCUUGUCCGCUCCCUGGCGGUCAGCCCCAGUGGCCGUAGCGUCGUGGCUGGCUUCUCUUCCGGCUUCAUGGUGCUCCUGGAUACUCGCACAGGCCUGGUUCUGCGAGGCUGGCCAGCCCAUGAGGGGGACAUUCUGCAGAUCAAGGCGGUGGAGGGCAGUGUCCUGGUCAGCUCCUCCUCUGACCACUCCUUGACCGUCUGGAAGGAGCUGGAGCAGAAGCCCACGCACCACUACAAAUCAGCAUCUGAUCCCAUCCACACCUUCGACCUGUACGGCAGUGAGGUGGUCACUGGUACCGUGGCCAACAAGAUUGGCGUCUGCUCCCUGCUUGAGCCACCCUCCCAGGCCACCACGAAGCUCAGCUCUGAGAACUUCCGCGGCACGCUCACCAGUCUGGCCUUACUGCCCACCAAACGCCACCUCCUGCUGGGCUCAGACAAUGGGGUCAUCCGCCUCCUGGCAUAGGCUGAGAUGGCAGCUGGCUGGGAAAGGGUGGGCAUACAUCCCUGCGAGUCCAGCUUUCCAUGUUCCCCUAGCAGUUCCCUCCAGGGAGGUCCCAGGCCCCAUGCCCUGUGUACCCACAUGGCCUGUCUGCUAGGGCCUCCAACUUUGGCGGGUCCUGGCCCCUGAAUCCCAGAGCCACCAAGGCUGCCAGAAGGGGUUUCAUUCAUGGUUCAGGGACAUGCUGCUCCUAGCCAGCAGGAAGUAAAGAGAGCAGGGUAAAGCAUUGCUCCCCUUGCUUCUUUCCAACUCUGCCCUCUGGGUCCACAUUGGGCAAGGAAGCUCUGGAGAGAAGAAGAGAGACUGGCCCUUCCUGUCUCUAGCCAGGGACCCGCCCCCUCACUCUUGCUGGGCUCUCUCUGCCCCUGUCCCUUAAGGACAAGGAAGCUGCCCCAGUGCAGGGCACUGAUGGUGCUUGGACUACAACCUAAGGAGGGCUAGCCAUGGUCCAGGAAUUAAGGGCCUGUUCUGGGGUUUCAGUGUCCACCCAUCCAGGCCCAGCCCAGUGUGGGGACCAGGAGGGGACGAAAAAGGCUCAGGAGAGAGAAGGUGGGUUGGGCCAGCUGAUGCCUGCCAGGAGUGGCCCCAUGCCUUGCCUGCCCACCCCUAACCACAGUGUUUGUGCCUUGAGCUGAGGAGGCAGCCCCUGGGCCCAGAACCCCUGGGGAGGAGUGGGUGUCUAAGACGCUGAGAGAAGGAGCAAGAAGAAUCAUCUCUGUAUCCCAGGUCUCCCAGGAGACAGGCAGACCCAGAUAUCCCUGGGUCCUCACAUUCUGGAACAGACAUGAGGUCUGAGAGUUGGCCCCUGCUGCCUCCUCACUAUUUGCAAUAGAUGUAAAUAUGACCAAUAAAUCUUUUGG